Messenger RNA from Hypoxylon fragiforme, 1890 nucleotides. RefSeq lists its product as uncharacterized. The transcript has a single exon. Gene Ontology annotation, biological process: spliceosomal tri-snRNP complex assembly. The record is from RefSeq and is a predicted model, not a curated record. Bases 101 to 1741 code for a protein of 546 amino acids. NCBI's taxonomy places the organism in Eukaryota, Fungi, Ascomycota, Sordariomycetes, Xylariales, Hypoxylaceae.
AAAAUUUAACCUUUUUUUUUUUUUUUUUUUUUUUUUUUCAUGAUCAUGGACUUCGAGUAAAAUUAACAUUAGAGUAUCAGUACAAUAGAAGCUACUAACGAUGACGGCUACUAUACUUUCUUCCAUCCCGAAUGUAGACCCACAUAGCAUCAAGUCGAGGCCGGGUAAUUGUGGGGUAACGGUUGAGAUCUAUCCACCUCCAACUCCCGAUCGCUUGUCCUCCCAAAUGAUACCAAACCAGAACUCUUCAAAUUUGCAUCCCAUUAAAGCAGCCAAAUCAGUCGAGGACCUUCCUGCCAUUGGCGCUUUGCCCUUUGGCUCUUUACGAGUCAACCGACCUACAGAUACAGAAGAUCCUCCUAUAGAAAAUCCUACUAAAGAUCCUGCAAAACAUCCUACCAAUAUCGCUAUGGAGUUAUCGCCAGCGGCGACGGAAUCCGGAGGAUAUGCUUCCCCCACCGGUGGCGAUGUCCUCAUUCUAGAUGAUUUACCCGCGAACUUCACCGUCGGAUGUGACACCAUGUCCUUCUCGACGAAAACACCCUUCCCGGGCUUUCGCGACAUUCCACCCGGCACCCAUCUUGUAUGGGUGGCCCCCUCCGAAUUGACAUCUACGCGGAGCGCAUACUGGAUCAUCACCCCCAGGAGAGCAGAGAAAGAACGUGCGGAGGUUUACGUCAAGCAGUGGGACAAAUUCAACGAGGUCUUGAGCGAUCCCGCCAGCCAAGCCGAGGAGAGAUUUCAAAGGGAGAGGCUAGAGCAGAUCUAUAGCAACCUUUCGCCUUAUAAAUUACAAGCAGCCACGUCGGGAGCACUCCUGCCGCCACCAAACCAAGAAGCCGACAAUCUUCCAUCCUUCUUGAGCAACGACACAAUCUGGUCUCAGCUUACGUCGACGAUAGACGCCGACCUGCUCAACCGAAUCACGGGCAAGGUGCAGAGAAGCUGGCCAGUCACCACUUUAGAUCGCAUAGCUGGCGAGACAACCAUGGCUGAAGAAGCGCGCCUCUACGCCAGCGACAAAUCAGAACUUCGCUUCAUGUUCCCCAUGAACAAACCCCUCAUCAGUCCGACAGCCGAAGGUCGCGAACGGACACGGCAAGCUUUAGACCCUACCCAAUUCGUUCUCGACACGCUCGAAAACACCAAUAACGACAGCGAAAAUAGCUCCAUAGAUAACCGGCGACCCUCAGACCUAGUCGGCGAGCUCUCCUUCGCCUUCCUAACCGGCAUGCACCUCGGAAACUUCUCCUGCCUAGAGCAAUGGUGGUUCUACGCCACCAAGCUCGUCUUCCGCACCUUCGACCUCGCCACCUCCCGCCCCCAGCUCGCCCUGCACCUCAUCCAGACCUUCCACGCCCAGCUCGUCUACAACGACCGCCACCUCGAGGGCGACAUCCUCGAGAUGAUGCCCAGCAACGCCAAGGCCCUGCAAAAGGCCCUCGUGACCUACAAGGCCCGCCUCAACGAGUCCCUCCUCGCCCUCGGCGACCGCAUCGCCCCCGACCAGCAGGCCGUCGGCGCCGCCUUCGCCUCCCUCGAGUCCUGGCUCUGGCGCCUCGGCUGGGAUCUGCGGGGACAGUAUCUCCGCUCCGGCACCCUCAUGCUCGAGGACGGCGAGGUCGUCGAGGCCGAGCUCUCCGAUUUCGAGGACGAGGAUGAGCGCGGCGACUUUGCGCCCGUCGUUGUCGAGCUGGACCCUGGUGGCAGGGAGGCUGGCUUGGUUUCGUGGGAUGGGUGAUGAGGACGAGGACGAGGACGAGGAUAAAGACGUUGACGAAGACGUAGGCGAAUACGAGUACGAGGAAACAAAAAUAUCCUCGUGAUAUGCUCGCUGUAACACCUACCUAAUCUAAUCUAAUCUAAUCUAAUCUAAUCUAAUCUAAUCUA